AUGCACCUACUUUUAAUAGAUAAUAAUAAUGAUAUUGAAGAUAAAACUGAACGUAAAUUGAUGAUAAAAUUGGAAAAGAAACAAAAAGCUUCUGAACUUACUGAAAGUAAAAGAAAAGAUUUUUAUAAUAAUAUAGAAAAUUUUGCCAAAAAUGUUGAGCUAAUAAAUUCGAGAAAAUCAAAAAACAGUGAUUUAAAAUCUAGAAAAAAUUUUUUUAAAGAAGAGAAAGAAUGGGAAGAAAUUGGAAAUUUGAAAAGUAAAUAUUUAAUUAAGUUUAGAUAA
Molecule: messenger RNA, 282 nt
Organism: Meloidogyne enterolobii
Lineage: Eukaryota; Metazoa; Nematoda; Chromadorea; Rhabditida; Meloidogynidae
Source: the annotation of a GenBank genome assembly